Messenger RNA from Aureobasidium pullulans EXF-150, 662 nucleotides. RefSeq lists its product as uncharacterized. NCBI's taxonomy places the organism in Eukaryota, Fungi, Ascomycota, Dothideomycetes, Dothideales, Saccotheciaceae. The transcript has a single exon. The record is from RefSeq and is a predicted model, not a curated record. The coding region runs from base 120 to 569 and encodes 149 amino acids.
AGAAAGUUGACUUCUGAUUAUUCAUACGUCUCCUUCUCCUGCUCGACUUCAAUUGCUGACAAGCAAAGGGAAAGAAAAUACAUGGUCAUGUCGCGCACGGUAAGCGCUUGCCGCACACAAUGCCAACCACUCAUGCUUUCUAUGGACGUCCCACCCUGUUGAGAAUGACGUUAACGAUGACAAUCGAUGAUUGUUUUGCUUUCGCUUUCUUGAUGAUCGCAGUCUUGCUCAGCAGCGUGUUGCCUUGGCUCUCAAUGAGGAAUUUAAGUCGAUUCGAAGGUGUCGUGGUAAUCGCGGAGGAGAAAGAAGACGCCUACGAGCUCCAGUUCCCGUGUGGGCAACGGCGUGCAUAUAUGCCAGUGAGAUUAAUGAUGACAUUGACACGACAAAAGACAAUUCUGAAGGUCUCGCUUCCUCGGUGCUCAGCAUUGAGUUCACUCUCAUUAGGUCGUCAACGGAGAGGAACCCAUAUGAGGCUAGCAGUCGUGGCGUUGGCGAAUGGAGGGGGUUCAAUCAUGCAGAGCGAGAGACAAGAACAAUGUGAAUGGCAAUCAGGUCUCGGCCUGUGAUUGGGGAACUGUACAUGGCAUUGUUCCAACACCAUGAUGCCCUGAGGCUAGUCAUAGAAGCUCACAGAGUGAUUGACAUCAACGAUCAAGCAU